AUGGGUAAAAAGAAGACAGAAAAUACAAUCGAUGAAACGUUACAGUUGAAUAAAACAAAUGGUGAUUUACCUCAAUAUGAAUAUGUAACAAAUCCACCAGAUGGAGGAUUUGGUUGGGUUAUUGCACUUGCCGCCAUGAUGUGUAAUUUGGUGUGUGAUGGUACUUUAUUCGCUUUUGGAGCUAUGAAACCCUAUUUGAAAGAUUCUUUUCAAACAUCCGAUAUGUUAAUAUUGAUGGUCGGAUCAAUUCCGUGUGGUGUCUACCUCUUGGUAGGACCAAUUGUGAGUGGUCUGGCGAACAAAUUUGGUUGUCGACUAAUUAUUAUUAUUGGGAGUAUAGGUGCAGCUGCAUGUAUGCUGUUAUCAACAUGGUCUAAAACUGUUUAUCAUAUGAUGAUUAUCUAUGGUAUAUUUGGAGGCAUCUUUUUCGGUAUGGUCUAUUUGCCAUCGGUUGUUAUGGUCAGUUUUUAUUUUGAUAAAAAACGAGCAGUUGCUAACGGAUUGGUGACUGCUGGUACAGGAAUUGGUGCUCUCUCGUUUGGACCAUUAGCUAAUUUUUUAUUUAGUAAAUUUGGAUGGCAAAUUGGAAUGUAUAUAUUUGCUGGUAUGAUGCUAAGCUGUAUACUAUUUGGAGCAAUUAUGAUACCGUUAAAACCACAAAAAAUUCCAAUUGAAUAUGCAGAACCCGAAACUUUACCUGUUUAUAACGAUAAAAGUCGACUACCUCCAUAUUCGGAUCUAGAGAAUAAUACUAAGGCAUCGUUACUGUCACCAAUAGCUUCGAAUGAUUUACGAACAAGUGGUGGUAGCACAGCUAUUGUACCCGGUACCGAUGAUAUAGCUCCACUUGUAAAUAAUUCUUCUCGUGCUCGAACAAUAUCAACAUCAAGUAAAGCAUCUUCGGGUGCUGCACGAAUGAAUUUAUCUGUGAUUACGAAUCCUGAAGAUGCUGGAAGAGCAUUAUAUAGAAAAGACAUUUUUCUCAGUAGUACACACAAUCUGAAUCGAUCACCGUCAACACACAAUUUAUCUAUUGAAACUGGUGCCGGAAAAUAUAUGGCAUCCGCGACAAAUAUUCCUGCUCAAAUCCAACAAGAAGAGGCAGAAAAUAGAAAACCUAGUCGAUUAAAAGCAUUUAUGGAUAUUUUAGUAGCUAUGCUUGAUUUUAGUAUAUUAAAAAAUAAACAAAUGUUAUUAAUAUGUAUUGGAAAUAUUUUUUCAAUGUUAGGCUAUUAUUUACCGAUAAUGUGCCUCGUUUCGUUUGCUAUCGAUGAUUUAAAAGUACCACAAGCAAAGGCCAGUUUUCUACUAACAGUGUUUGGUGCAGCAAAUACAAUAGGACGUUUCGCUAGCGGAUGGUUGAUUUUUAUUCCAUAUUUAAAUUCAUUAAGAGUUCAUAACGGUCUAUUGUUUCUCGCUGGUAUAUUAACGUGUAUGGCAGCUUACGCAUAUAAUUUUACGACGGCAGCAUUAUAUGCUGGAUUGUGUGGAUUUGCUAUUGCUCCUCAUAUGUCGUUGUUACCAUCCAUUAUUUGUGAUGUUGUUGGAUUAGAUCGUUACACAAAUGCGUUUGGUAUUCUGUUUCUAUUCAGAGGUGUUACUUCAAUUAUCGGUCCACCAGCAGCAGGUUAUGUAAAAGAUGCAACAAGCAGAUAUGAUAUGGCGUUUGCCAUAGGAGGCGCAAUGAUCAUAAUCGCAGCCUGUUUUCAUUUUACACUCGGAUGUUUCGGACUGUCUAAGGCGGAACAAUCAGCUACAGCUAUUCAAGAUGAACCGCGUGGUCCAGUCACAGAUGAUGAAGAAAUUCAUCCGAUGAAAACAACUUUGACCGAUAAAACACGUAAUCAUGUUAUCGAAAUGAUAUCAACCUUUUUACUUCCUAUCUUUGUAUUUGUUAUAUUACUGAAAUCAACAUUCGAACUAAAUGAUGUUCGUUUUGAGCACUUAAUGUCAUUGACAUGCAAUACACCAGUUAUUACAUUACAUGUAUUUUCGGGGACUGAAAAUCCAACAUGGUCAAUUAACAUAAAUCAGCUACAAACAUUGAAGAAUAUAGCAAAUCAAAAUAGUAUUAUUCCUAGUUCAAUAACAUCUCGAAUAAUGGGUUAUCAAGGGUUUAGUAUAAUGUGCUCAUUAAUCGACAGAGUAUUUAUUAAUGGACGAGCCGAUAUUGAAUUGUAUCUAUUGUCAACCGGUAGACAUCAUUUAUCAUCAUCAAUUAUUGAACAUGUUCAAGCACAUGUGGGAGAGAUAAUACCUCAAGGCGAAAUAGACUCUGCAUUUGAACCCAAUGUUGACUGUAAUAAAGUACCAAUAAGAGGUACUGACGGUGUACCCGUGUAUGAUCCAAAAACAGAUGAUGGUGGAUGUUUCGUGCAGAAACAAACACUUAAUAAUUGUUAUGCCUAUGGUACAGAUAUUGUUACAAACACCUUUCCUCAACCAGGACGUGGUAGUGGAAAAAAAUGGUUAGCAAAUACGUGUAAAGAAAUGGGUGCUGCAUCUGUACGUGAUAAUUUAAUAUUUAAUGGUACUAAAUUACCAAACAACCAACCCAAAGAAGGACAUUAUGUCGCAUUACUCAUAUGGCCUGAUACAAAUUUUCAUUGGAUAAGAAAAGAUGCAAAUGGAUAUUGGUCACAUAAACCUGGAGGCACUCCAGUUACUAAUGUGGAUAACACCGGUACUAAAAUAACGGAUCCAUCAAAAUCUGAUUUUGCACCAUGGACACAAUUUUGCGCUUAUUAUAUUGCAAAACCAUCCAACCUCACUAUUAAUUAA
Messenger RNA from Didymodactylos carnosus, 2781 nucleotides. NCBI's taxonomy places the organism in Eukaryota, Metazoa, Rotifera, Eurotatoria, Philodinida, Philodinidae. The record is from the annotation of a GenBank genome assembly.